Molecule: messenger RNA, 1728 nt
Organism: Ochotona curzoniae (black-lipped pika)
Lineage: Eukaryota; Metazoa; Chordata; Mammalia; Lagomorpha; Ochotonidae
Gene: SHC2
Product: SHC adaptor protein 2
Exons: 12
Coding region: 1-1728 (575 amino acids)
Biological process (GO): cell surface receptor protein tyrosine kinase signaling pathway; intracellular signal transduction
Cellular component (GO): plasma membrane
Molecular function (GO): receptor tyrosine kinase binding
Source: RefSeq, a predicted model, not a curated record
AUGACGCAGGGUCCGGGCGGGCGCGCGUCCCCCGCGCCCCCCGAGCCCGAGGCGCCCACCACCUUCUGCGCGCUGCUGCCCCGUAUGCCGCAGUGGAAGUUCGCGGCCCCCGCCGGUUUCCUGGGCCGCGGCCCCGCGGCGACGCGUGCCACGGGGGAUGCGGGAGCCGCCCACGCCCAGUCGGAUCCCGCGGGCCCGGAGGGUGUCCCGGCGUUGGCGGCCGCUGUCCUGGGAGCCUGCGAGCCGCGCUGCGCUGCGCCCUGCCCGUUGCCCGCGUUGAGCCGCUGCCGGGCUGCCGGGGCGCGGGGGCCGCGGGGCGCACGGGGCGCACGGGACGCGGCGGGGCCCACGGACGCCGAGUGGAUCCGCAAGGGCAGCUUCAUCCACAAGCCGGCGCACGGCUGGCUGCACCCCGACUCCAGGGUGCUGGGGCCCGGCGUCUGCUACGUUGUACGGUACAUGGGCUGCAUUCAAGUCCUCCGCUCCAUGCGCUCAUUGGAUUUUCACACCCGCACCCAGGUCACCAGGGAAGCCAUCAACCGCCUGCACGAGGCUGUGCCUGGUGUCCGAGGCUCCUGGAAGAAGAAGGCCCCCAACAAGGCGCUGGCAUCCAUCUUGGGCACGAGCAACCUGCGCUUUGCCGGCAUGACCAUCUCGGUGCACAUCUCCGUCGAGGGCCUCAGCCUCUCGGUGCCCGCCACGCGUCAGACCAUCGCCAGCCACCACAUGCAGUCCAUCUCUUUUGCCUCGGGUGGCGACACGGACAUGACAGAUUAUGUGGCUUAUGUGGCCAAGGACCCCAUCAAUCAGCGAGCCUGCCACAUCCUUGAAUGCUGUGAGGGCCUUGCCCAGCGCGUGAUCAGCACCGUGGGCCAAGCCUUUGAGCUGCGCUUCAAACAGUACCUCCACAGCCCCCCGCAGGUGGGCGCGCCCCCCGAAAGGCUGACGGGGUUGGAUGAGUCGGCCUGGGGGGAUGAGGAGGAGACCCCGGAACACAACUACUACAACAGCAUCCCGGGCAAGGAGCCGCCCCUGGGUGGGCUACUGGACUCCAGGCUGGCCCUCACCCAGCCCUGCGCCCUCGGAGCCCUCGGGAACCUUGGCCAGGGAGGGUCCCCUGCUCGGAGGGAGACCCACGGCCUGCCCUGGGACCUGGAGGCCUGUGGAGCAGCCCCUCCAGGGGACGGCUAUGUGCAGGCAGAUGCCCAGGGCCCACGGGACUAUGAGGAGCACCUAUACGUCAACACACAGGGCCUGGAUGCUGCGGAUGCUGGGCCCGAGCAGCUGGAGGACAGCCCCAAGAAGGACUUGUUCGACAUGCGACCCUUUGAGGAGGCCCUCAAGACGCACCCAUGCGCACUGGCUGACCGAUGGCCCAGCCCCCCAACUCGGCGGGCACCGGUGGCCCCCACGGAAGAGCAGCUGCGGCAGGAGCCCUGGUACCACGGCCGCAUGACCCGGCGUGCGGCAGAGAGGCUGCUGCGGGCCGACGGCGACUUCCUCGUCCGCGACAGUGCCACCAACCCCGGGCAGUACGUCCUCACGGGCAUGCAGGCUGGGCAGCCCAAGCACCUACUGCUGGUGGACCCCGAGGGUGUGGUGCGGACGAAGGAUGUGCUAUUUGAUAGUAUCAGCCACCUCAUCGACUACCACCUGCAGAACGGGCAGCCCAUUGUGGCUGCGGAGAGCGAGCUGCACCUACGUGGCGUGGUCACUAGGGAGCCCUGA